This is a messenger RNA of Dermacentor andersoni, 849 nucleotides long. RefSeq lists its product as uncharacterized. The record is from RefSeq and is a predicted model, not a curated record. Gene Ontology annotation, molecular function: RNA-DNA hybrid ribonuclease activity; nucleic acid binding. NCBI's taxonomy places the organism in Eukaryota, Metazoa, Arthropoda, Arachnida, Ixodida, Ixodidae.
AUGACACAAGAGGACCAUAGUGGCAGACGCCUCGCGCGGGCGGAAGCCUCGGCUCGCCACUACGGACACAAACACGGAGUCUUCUACGUGGACGCCUCCGGCCCGUACCAUGGGGGUUGGUACACGGCCGCAGUCGUCCACCAAAACACAGCAGUAAACAGACUCACUUUCCGUGCACACAACGUUACACACGCGGAGGUGGUUGCCAUCGCGCUAGCCGCCGCAGAUCAACACUCGCGGGUCAUCAUCACCGACUCGAGGGGUGCUUGCCGCAAUAUUGAGCAGGGGCACAUACCGUACCUCGCCUACAAAAUUUUGCAAAACAGCGACUAUCUCGGUGCCUCCUCGCACCGUACGAUUAUCUGGACUCCCGCUCACACGGGCCUCGAAGGAAACGAGACGGCCGAUGCCGUCGCCCGCGCGCUCACUUUCCGGGCAUCACCUUCGUCCCCCACCGAUCCGGACCCCGAGCCCAAUCCCGCCUAUACUUUCAAAGAGAUCGUUCAGCUCUACCAAUCUGGCCAUGCCAUCUAUCCCAAUCCCUGUAAGGGCCUCACAAAGGCGGAGGAGCGCAUUCUCCUUCGCCUUUAUACCAAAACUCUGCUGUGCCCGGCAGCCUUAAAAUAUUUUGACCCCGCUUGCACGGGGGAGUGCCCGCACUGUGGGGAAAAGUCCUCAGACAUUUUUCACAUGGUAUGGGCAUGUCAAAAAACCCCAAAUCUAACCCCCCUACCCAACCCUUCCCGGGAGGACUGGGAGGCAGCCCUGCUCGGCUGCUCUGACCUGACGGCCCAACGGGCCUUGGUCGAGCGGGCCCGGGUGGCGGCCGACGCCAAUGGGCUCCCAUAA